This is a messenger RNA of Schistocerca americana (American grasshopper), 2251 nucleotides long. RefSeq names its product apoptosis-inducing factor 3. Gene Ontology annotation, cellular component: cytoplasm. The coding region runs from base 68 to 1852 and encodes 594 amino acids. Gene Ontology annotation, molecular function: oxidoreductase activity, acting on NAD(P)H; flavin adenine dinucleotide binding; 2 iron, 2 sulfur cluster binding. The record is from RefSeq and is a predicted model, not a curated record. Lineage: Eukaryota; Metazoa; Arthropoda; Insecta; Orthoptera; Acrididae. The transcript has 12 exons.
GUUUACACUUCAUCGUCGUGAGGUAUAUAUUUGAAGAUCUCUGCAGCAGUCAGCAGUGAUAAGCAGUAUGUUUACAAGCAGACGUUUGUUCACCGUCUUGUGCGGAAGGAAGUUUAAUAAUACAAAAUUCACGCGCAACAAUUUACUUCAGUAUUGUUUGGACAGUCAUCCGACAGCAUUCAAAAGCACAAUGGGAAAUGGGAAGUCUAAAUAUGAACUCUCAGCAGCAGCAGAAGCAGCGGGCUCAGGAAGCGCCCAAAAGGCAACGCAAGAUGAUUUUGUGGAAGAAGUUGUUUGCCAGGCAUCAGACAUCAAUGACAAUGAAAUGAAAUCAUUUGAAGUGGGUGGCGGAAAAGUGCUGCUGGUAAAGCAGGGCGGUAAGCUGUCUGCAAUUGCCAACAAGUGUUCACAUUAUGGAGCUCCUCUAUCUUCGGGGGUCUUGGGAGAUGGACGUGUCCGCUGCCCCUGGCAUGGAGCUUGCUUUAAUGUUCAUACAGGUGACAUUGAAGAGUUUCCUGGUUUGGAUAGUGUUCCAUGCUUUAGUGUGAGAGUAACAUCAGAUGGUGGUGUUGCUAUUAAAGGAAAACGAAGUGAUCUGAAAUCUGGAAAGCGAGUGAAGCCAAUGCAGACUCGUGAUCCAGUAAACCAAGAUACUUUUGUCAUUGUUGGAGCAGGUGCAGCUGGUAUGUCUUGUGCUGAGACAUUAAGGCAGGAGGGUUUCAGGGGCCGGCUGGUUCUUAUAACAGCUGAGAGGUAUCCACCUUAUGACCGCAUCAGGCUUAGUAAAAUGUUGGAUGCAACCAUUGAUAAGUUGGCAACGAGGCAAGAUAGUUUUUAUCAGGAAUAUAAUAUUGAACUCAUGCUGUCAACUGAAGUCACUGGUUUGGACACGCAUCACAAGCAGCUGAAGUUGGGAAGUAAUACUCUGAACUACACGUCCCUUUUUUUGGCUACUGGUGCAAACCCACGUGUACCUUCAAUUCCAGGAAGUACAUUGGAGAAUGUGUUUGUUUUACGGUCAAUUGAUAAUGCUAAUUCCAUCAAUCAGGCACUUGGUAAAGACAAAAACGUAGUCAUCCUGGGAGGUUCCUUUAUAGGAAUGGAAGCAGCAGCUUACUGUGUGAAGAAAGUUCACUCAGUUACUGUGGUGAUUCGUGACAGUGUCCCAUUCAAAGCAUCACUUGGUGAGGCAGUCGGUGGCAGAUUGAUGGCUUUUGCUCAGGAGAAUGGUGUCCAGUUUAUCACUGGGAAUGGUCUAACAGAACUCCGCCCUGAUGAAAGUGGCAAAAAAGUAGCAGCUGCCAUAACAAAAGAUGGAAGAGAGCUUCCUGCUGAUGUUGUUAUCUUUGGUGUUGGUGCUACACCUAGUACUAACUUCCUUAAAGGCUCUGAUGUGAAUGUUGCUCCAUCUGGAGUUAUUCCAGUGGAUGAGUACCUGCGGACAAAUGUUGACGGUGUGUAUGCCGGUGGCGAUAUUGCAAUGGCUCCAGUCCUGGGUGGUGAACAAGCUGCUAUAGGCCACUGGCAGCUUGCACAACACCAUGGUGCUCAUGCUGCCCGCAACAUGCUUGGUGCUGCCAAGCAUCUGAAGACGGUGCCAUUCUUCUGGACAAUGCUGUACAACAAAGGAGUGCGCUAUGCUGGCUACGCUCCUUCAUAUGAAGACGUUAUGAUAACAGGCAGCCUGCAAGACUUAGCAUUUGUGGCGUAUUAUCUGAAAGGUGAUAAUGUACUAGCCAUUGCCACAAUGGGCCGUGAUCCUUUGGCAGCAAAGUUUGCUGAGCGGUUAAAUUCUGGGCGAAGCCUAACUAGAUCAGAAGCUGAGGGUGAUGCAUGGGUUAAUGAGGCAUGAUUAAUGGAUUAAACUGAACAUGAAUGAUGCCAAACUGAUGCAUUUAUACUUGGUGCUGACAUAGUUCACAAAAAAAUAUAAUAUAAGUAGAGCUGGUGCUAGCAUGUGCAAUCUUUUGUGUUCCUUCAGUUAAUUUAGCAUUUUUCAGCGGCACUGAUGAAAAAAAAAAGUACCUCACAUUUUGUGCCUUGUAAGAUUUCUUUGUUCAUGUCACUGCAGUUCUGAAGCUUCUUAAUGCAGUAUUUUCCCUGUGUGUCAAGCAUUCCACAAACACCAACAAGUUUAUAUGGCAACAACUUGUAAGACUACAGUUAAUUAUUCUGCUAUGAUAUAUUUAAUGAAGUAUUAAAACAGCACCACAUUUCAUCUGUACUAUGUGAUACUGUGGAAAAUCUGAAA